AUGGUGCUGCAGGUACUCAGGCUCGCCUUGUCGUGUCGCUGUCAAACUUUACAACAGAUACAGCGAACCCCUUUGCGACAGUGGCUGCUGAAGAGAGGACAGACCACAGUGACCACAGAAGGUGGACAUGUGUCCGUCGGGACAGCGUCGAUCCCCAGCGCGGCGAGCGAUCGUGUGCUGGGCCUCUGGCUGGUGGGCUGCAGCGGGCUGGUGCUGGGCGCCGUGGUCCUGGGAGGGUUUACCAGAUUGACGGAGUGGGAAGAUGAGUUCUCCAAGUACAAACAGUUCCCAGAGUUCAAAAUCUUGAAACAUGACAUGACUCUGACAGAGUUUAAGUUCAUCUUCUACAUGGAGUGGGGUCACCACAUGUGGGGCCUGCUGGUUGGAUUAGCUUACAUUCUUCCUACAGUAUAUUUCUGGAAAAGAGGCUACUUCAGCCACUCCAUGAAGGCUCGUGUUCUGGGCCUGUGUGGCUUUGUCGUCUUCCAGGGUCUUCUGGGAUGGUACAUGGUGAAGAGUGGUCUGGAGGAGAAAACCGAAUCACACGACAUUCCCCGUGUCAGUCAGUACAGGCUGGCGGCUCAUCUGGGCUCCGCUUUGCUGCUGUACUGCUCCAGUCUCUGGACGGGACUCACUCUCAUGCUGCCUGCCAACAAGAUUCCCGACAGCAGGAAUUUGCUGCAGUUAAGGAGGUUUGCCAAGGUUACAGGCGGCCUGGUCUUCCUCACGGCUCUCUCAGGUGCUUUUGUCGCUGGACUGGAUGCGGGUUUGGUUUAUAACUCCUUCCCAAAGAUGGGCGAGCGCUGGAUCCCUGAUGAUCUUCUGGCUUUUUCCCCAACCAUCAAGAAUGUGUUUGAAAAUCCCAGUGUGGUUCAGUUUGACCAUCGUAUUCUGGGCAUCGCCUCACUGUCAGCCAUCACAGGACUCUACCUCUUCUCCAGAUGAGUCCACCUGCCCAGACGGGUGAAGAUCGCGAUCGGCUGUCUCACAGCCAUGGCCUAUACACAAGUGGCUCUGGGCAUUAGCACCCUGCUGCUCUAUGUUCCCACGCCGCUGGCAGCCACACAUCAGUCCGGAUCAGUGGCACUACUCACCUUCGCCAUCUGGGUCUUGGCUGAGCUGCGAAAAGUGGUCAAGUAG
This is a messenger RNA of Sinocyclocheilus rhinocerous, 1140 nucleotides long. Its product is annotated as cytochrome c oxidase assembly protein COX15 homolog. Gene Ontology annotation, molecular function: oxidoreductase activity, acting on NAD(P)H, heme protein as acceptor. Lineage: Eukaryota; Metazoa; Chordata; Actinopteri; Cypriniformes; Cyprinidae. The transcript has 10 exons. Gene Ontology annotation, cellular component: mitochondrial inner membrane. The record is from RefSeq and is a predicted model, not a curated record. Gene Ontology annotation, biological process: heme A biosynthetic process.